Messenger RNA from Fragaria vesca subsp. vesca, 1517 nucleotides. RefSeq names its product oxysterol-binding protein-related protein 4B-like. The coding region runs from base 359 to 1279 and encodes 306 amino acids. Gene Ontology annotation, molecular function: sterol binding. The transcript has 8 exons. NCBI's taxonomy places the organism in Eukaryota, Viridiplantae, Streptophyta, Magnoliopsida, Rosales, Rosaceae. Gene Ontology annotation, cellular component: cytosol; membrane; intracellular membrane-bounded organelle. The record is from RefSeq and is a predicted model, not a curated record.
UUCACCAUCGCUUUCCUUUAUUCACCUCUCCCUCUGUCUCUCUCUCUACCAUCUGCUACUUUCAUCCUCAUCAGUCUCCUCAAAUGUUUUGAUAGGUAUACCGUACGGAACAAGUGUUACUUCAUCUGUCUCACAAGAGGAGCAGACCAGAGUUGUUUUCUUGACAAAGCCAUUGUCAUUAGAAAGCGAAACAAAUGCUGAUUUCAGAGCUCCUAAUAUACUUAAGCGCGUCCUAAGUCUAUUCAUAAAUGUCCGGCCAGGAUCAGAUCUCAGUCGCUUCCAGCUGUCUCCUCUCUUUAACACACCAAAGUCACACCUCCAAUGUUUCGGCGAAUCAGUGUACUGCAUUAAUAAUGAUAUGUUAGGGAAUUGCAACAAUGGGGAAACACCCAAGGACCGGUUCACGGCCGUUGUAUCCUGGAGUAUUUCUAUUUUGCGUCCUGUGAUUUUUGGAAUGGCUCCAUUCAACCCCAUUCUUGGAGAAACUCAUCAUGUGUCAAGGGGAAACCUGAAUGUCCUACUUGAGCAGAUUUCACAUCAUCCACCAGUCACUGCACUGCAUGCAACUGAUGAGAAAUCAAACAUUGAAAUGAUAUGGUGUCAGCAUCCUAAUCCCAAAUUCUAUGGUACUUCAGUGGAAGCUGAGGUGCAUGGGAAAAGGGAACUGAAGCUUCUGAAUCACGGAGAAACUUAUGAAAUGAACUCACCAAAACUCGUGAUCAAAUUCCUCCCAGUACCUUGGGUUAAUUGGGUCGGUGAACAUAGAAUCCGCUGUCAAGAGACUGGCCUUGAAGCUGAGUUAUACUAUGGAAGCAGUUCCUAUUUCGGUCUUAGGGGAAAUCCUAGAUCAGUCAAGGGAAAGAUCUUCUACUCAUCAUCCUUGGAGCUUCUUUAUGAGAUAGAUGGUCAGUGGGAUAGAACUGUGAAAUUGAAGGACGUCAGCAGUGGGAAAGAAACAGUUAUAUACAAUGCAAAAGAAGCCAUCUCAGGGCUCAAAGCUCCUGUUCUUACAGAUCCGAAGGGUGUCUGGCCAAGUGAGUCAGCUGUGGUCUGGGGUUUGUUGAGCCAAGCCAUUCUAAACAAGGACUGGGGAAGAGCAAGAGAAGAAAAGAAAGAAGUUGAAGAAAAACAAAGGGAGCUAUCUAGACAGAGACAAUCAAGAGGUGAAACUUGGGCUCCUCAGCAUUUCAUUGUGAACUAUAGCAAAGAAGUUGGAUGGGAUUGCUCACCCAUUCACAAGAGGGUCCCACCAGCCCCCAUAUCUGUACCCAUCUCAUAAGUUACUAAUUUGCAUCAGCAAUCAGAAAACUUAUUGGUUUUAAACUCUUAAUCUUCUAAAUUCAGACUUAUGGUUGUGAUGGUGGGACUGUUGUUACUAGCUAGAUGAACAACAACCUACCUGUGUGUCGAUUAAAUGUUUUCGAUACAAGUAGAUGAAAGAAACUCACCAGACAGUUGGUUGAGAAAAAAAUGGCACCCCAUUUACUUGUGGCUGAAGAAGUGAAUUGAAGUUUCAG